CCCCCACUUCCCCACGCGACCCUGCAACAGACCCUACACUGUGAAGCUAUCGAGCACCAAAGCUAGAGUCAGAAGGCGAGCGGGUCCACACCAACCGCGAUAUCUUGUUUGAGACUCCACGACUCUACGCGAUCUUUCGCCGCGCGCCAAAAGCAGCAGCUGUUUGAAGUUUGACAACAGCAACCAACGACAUGCCGAAGAUCAUGUUCAUCCGCCCGGCCGUCGUGGGGGCUGCGAUGCUCUCCGCCGUGCUGCCCGCGCCCGAUCAACAAGUGUCAGCCUUUUCGCCAGUUCCGGCGGGCCUAGGUACGUCGUCUGUUGUUGGGCGAGGGCAUCAAAGAGGUUUCUUUUCAAAUGUGCGCGGAAAAUCCGACUCCUUGCAAAUGGCAGCCAGCGCCGAACAGCAGUCUCGUCGUGAGGGGGCGAUCAAGACGACCCCCCCCCCGCCUGUCGUAGCACAUCCGCCCUUCGACCUGCCCCUCGUGCUGGAGGAAUGCCCGAUGUGUAUCCCAGACCCCGAGGUUCGCGAGACCGACGCCGGGUACGCGCUCACCUUCAACUUGCCGAGCGGAAUCAGCGACACCGGAUUGGAGGUGUCGGUCAGUGGACGCCUGCUAACCGUCGAGGCCCGGACGACGCGCGAAGAGAACCACGACGUGAUCAGCAAGUCGGCUGACAAGGGCAGCGAAGGUUCCAAGGGAUGGGUCAUGACUCGAUGCACAACCAAGACGAAUGCCGCCGCGCGCUCCUUCACGCUCCCGGAUAGCGUUUCCAACGAGGUCACCGCUUCCUGGGGCAACGACAACCAGGUCGUGAUCAACCUCACCAAGGUCGCCCACUACGACCCGGUCAACGCCGGCGGAAUGAACAACGUCUUCUCGACCAUGGAAGACUCGGGGGUCGUUCCCGUCGAGCGCCGCCACGGCGACGACCAACACCCGUCCGCCUCGUCCUCCGCCGCCGAGUACCUGUACGGCUCGAAGCUCGACGGUGCCAGCCUUAAGCCUUCGAGCAUCCUGGAGCUGGACCUCGAGUUCCGUAGCCUCGUGAGGGACAUGUGGCACGGCGACGGUUCCGUGAGGUUUCCCACGGAGGAGCAGGUGGCGGCCACGGUCGCCAGGGCCCGGAAGGAGAGGAAGAAGAUCGUCAAGGCCCUCAGGAGGGCCACGAUGGCCACGGACGUGUCGGAGAAGGAGCUGGAGUACGUCGUCAAGUUUGCUCUGCCGCAGGGCGCGACUCGCGACGACGUGGAGCUGAUGGUGACGCCGGACAACAACGGGCUUCGCGUGGCCUUCUUCGGCGAAGGCAACCACAUGGUCUCCAAGGCCGUGUGCCUGCCGUCGGACGCUUCGUUCUCCGACAUCUCGGCCAGGUUCACGCCGGAGCCGCGCAAGCGCGGCCGCGGUGGUGCUGCCGGUGGCGGUCUCGAGGGGGGCAAGAAAUCGCGCAACGUUGCUGGGCUGGAGGUCGCUGUCGGCAGGGCCGCCCCCCAGCUGCCCAAGAGCAUCGAAAUCAAGUAGUAGUCCAGCCGACGACAAGCACUUCUACUGCUACAACGGCUGCCCGGCUCGGUAACUCUGCGUUGAUGUAUGUUGGUUUUUUUUUCCUGGGGGUUGUUGUAUAAUGUGAUGCCCAUACGGGGGAGCAGAGUUUUUGGUUGCGUAUUUUCGUCUGUCAAAAACCAAUAUGUAUCAAAUGUAUUCUGCGGCCGUAGGGGGCAUUCGGUCGUGGGGGAAGACGUGGCUGACACGUGGCUUGAAGAAAAGAUCGGGCGACGUGCAGGUGUCUGCCGUCGAACCGUGUGAUGUUUUGUGGCGCAUUUUUGUAGCAGCGAAACGGAAUUAUGUACGGCGUGUGUGGUAACCUGGGCUGGUUGCCGUGAAAUAGAGGCGGUGGACAUAAUGUGUCGCCUGUCGAGGUCUUUUGUUUGAUUUACAACUAGAAUGACCAAAUUUAGUUUUUCGUGCUACUUUCCUGUACAUACAGAGGCGCCAGGCGUCGACGUCCUUGGUGCCACAUCGUGGAUGAAAGAAAGGCACAGUUCGAAACCCUGAGCAUUUGUUGUAGAUAAAUCGGAGAUGAUGACUAUGUCGAGGAGUGGCGUGGUGUUGUCUUGGGAGCAAGACGACGGUGAGUGGAAUAUAUGGCGAAACUGGCCCCCGUCUGGUCUACCGUAGAAGUUAUUUUUAAGACGUGCGUGCAGUCGAAGGCAGGGUGGCACUGCCGCAACGUAUGGUGUACAUCGUUUGUCACGAGAUCAGGAAGGACGGGUGCAAGGGGGACAAGCGAGUCGAUAGAUGGUACCAUGGUUUUAAAAACACAAGGUGUAGCGUAGGGACAAAAAGCGAUAUUGGUGUAGCAUGGAAGGGCGCGAGAGGGGUACAUACCUCGGGAACCCCCCUACUACCCUUAUGGAGCGUGCGGAGCGGGUGUGGCGGGGCAACGAUUGUCGAUCGGCUCACGUUGUGUGUAGUGCAUGUUUAGAGUUGUGUGGAAAGAUCGUGGUACACACUCGGGUUUUCAUGAGCAAAAAAAACAAUUACUGUCUCUCUUUCGAUCUUGAAGGUGUCCGUUGGUCGGCACGUAGUUGUCGCGCAAACAACGUUCACCUGCUUAAAAAAAUACGUCGGUUACCCCGACGCUAACCC
This is a messenger RNA of Ectocarpus siliculosus, 2648 nucleotides long. Lineage: Eukaryota; Phaeophyceae; Ectocarpales; Ectocarpaceae. The record is from the annotation of a GenBank genome assembly.